UUUGCCGGCUAUCAGAUAGACCUUCCAAUCACGAACGUGCUAUCCAUUUGGAAUGAAGUGGAAGAAGCUUUUGUACGCUCUCGCUUUGUCGGUGCUGCUCGUUUCGUUUUGCCGGUUCGCCGAGUCCAAGAAGGUGAUCAUCCACGUUCCCUAUCGAGUGAAGAACGUAAAACACGUCCACACGAUUUACAAAAUAAUACCGCAUUAUCACGAGGAGAAGGAGGAAGAGAUAGAAGAAGAGAUAGAGGAAGACGAUAAAUAUGGAUCUUACUAGGGACAAUUUUAAUCUAUAUUCGUAUAGAAUUCGCACACGCCAGAUAUGUAAACGUGGAACCCAAUGAAUAGUCAUUAACUCGUACGAGAUUACUUAAGCUGUACAAAUAGCAUUCAUCUAAUGUAGAAAUUUGUAUAAACGAAUAAAUAUAUUUUGCUAA
Molecule: messenger RNA, 434 nt
Organism: Ceratina calcarata
Lineage: Eukaryota; Metazoa; Arthropoda; Insecta; Hymenoptera; Apidae
Exons: 3
Coding region: 53-274 (73 amino acids)
Source: RefSeq, a predicted model, not a curated record